This is a messenger RNA of Necator americanus (New World hookworm), 1365 nucleotides long. RefSeq lists its product as uncharacterized. The coding region runs from base 1 to 1365 and encodes 454 amino acids. The transcript has 14 exons. The record is from RefSeq and is a predicted model, not a curated record. Gene Ontology annotation, cellular component: cytoplasm. Gene Ontology annotation, molecular function: beta-1,4-mannosyltransferase activity. NCBI's taxonomy places the organism in Eukaryota, Metazoa, Nematoda, Chromadorea, Rhabditida, Ancylostomatidae.
AUGAACUGUGAAACGAAGCAUGCAUUGCAUUGUGCAGCAUUGCUUGCGUGGAUCUUAGGAUUUGCGUACUUCUGUGGAGUAUUUACCGAACCUCAUUCUGCAGUAACACUAAGUCCAUUUGAGAGUUAUGGUUACACUUGGACAACGUUUUUGUAUCUAUUGCGAUUCACAGCAUUAUUGGUACUACCGCAGUGCCUCUGCAAUCUACUUGGUCUUGUUUUAUUCAAUGCAUUUAGGGAAAAGGUUCCACUGAAAGCUGCUCCAUUGCUAUCCCCAUUUGUAUGUUUUCGAGUGGUAACAAAAGGCCACUUUCCUCUUUUAGUUAAGGAAAACAUAGCAACUAAUAUGAAGACAUGUUACGACUCAGGGAUGGAAAAUUUUAUAUUUGAGGUAGUUACUGACAAUGCGAUUAAUUUACCGCCACAACCCCGAGUUCGAGAGGUGGUGGUGCCCACAUCGUAUCGAACAAAGAGCGGAGCAAAAUUCAAAGCACGAGCUCUUCAAUACUGUCUCGAGGAUGACGUCAACAUCCUACAAAAUAACGAUUGGAUUGUCCACUUGGACGAAGAGACAUUACUGACCACGAAUGCGAUAUGUGGCAUACUGAAUUUUUGUGAAGAUGGUCAACACCAAUUUGGCCAAGGAGUGAUCACCUACGCAAGCGGAGAAAUUGUGAACUGGCUAACAACGCUUUCCGAUUCUUUCAGAGUUGCUGACGAUAUGGGAAAGUUGAGACUGCAAUUUAAACUUUUCCAUAAACCACUCUUCGGUUGGAAAGGCUCAUUCGUCGUUACACAAGUUGCCGCGGAACGGAAUGUCUCCUAUGACCAUGGAAUGGAGGGGUCAAUAGCAGAAGACUGUUUUUUCUCGAUGAUCGCAAUGAAGCACGGGUAUACAUUCGACUUUAUAGAAGGCGAGAUGCACGAGAAAAGUCCCUUCACCAUGUGGGAUUUCCUGCAACAGCGGAAGCGAUGGCUCCAAGGCAUCCUCCUAACGGUCCAUUCACCGAGGAUUGCGCUGACUCAUAAGGCGCUCCUUGCUCUGUCACUGUAUGCGUGGGCAACGAUGCCGUUAACAUCACUUCAGGUUUUUCUUUGCCCUUUGUUUCCGCUUCCUCGUUGUCUACCAUUCGAUUUCGCGUUAUCUUUCGUUGGUGCUGUGAAUUUGUAUAUGUACAUAUUCGGAGUGGUGAAAUCCUUCUCGCAUAAGUACAGGAAUAGUGCCUGGCGGCUGGCGCUCUACUUAACAGGAGCUUUAAUGACGAUUCCGUUCAAUGUGAUCAUUGAAAACGCAGCGGUUCUGGUUGGGAUGUGUGGACGAAAAGAUCAAUUCUACAUAGUAAACAAAGAUGUUCAAACAGUAUAG